This is a messenger RNA of Aplysia californica (California sea hare), 924 nucleotides long. Its product is annotated as ficolin-1. The transcript has 5 exons. Lineage: Eukaryota; Metazoa; Mollusca; Gastropoda; Aplysiida; Aplysiidae. The record is from RefSeq and is a predicted model, not a curated record. The coding region runs from base 77 to 805 and encodes 242 amino acids.
ACGUCCAGGGCAAUACUGCAGCUGCGAGGACAGAUUGACAGAGAACACUUGCCUGGUUUACAGACGACCGAGUACCAUGGCGCCCUCCUACAACAUUCUGACACUGAUCGGACCACUUUGCCUCAUGCUCAUUUCUGGAACGGAACAAUUGACAAACGGUGACGUCACAGUACAACUGGCUUGCUCGAGUUGGCCACACACCUGUGCUGACGUCCAAGGUUCGAACCCCCAUCCAGUGGUUACUCUUUCCAACGGCCUGGAAGUUGUAUGUGACACUGUAACAGACAAUGGAGGUUGGGUUGUUAUGCAGAGACGAGCGUCCGCCGACGUGGACUUCUACCUUAACUGGGCGGACUAUAAGUACGGCUUUGGGGAUGUCUACGGCAACUUUUGGCUCGGCCUGGAGAAAGUCCACCAAUUGACGUUCAAGAGACGGUACGAACUGAGGAUUGAUAUCACUUUCAACGGACAGGACUAUUAUGCUAACUACGAUAACUUCACUCUCUUUGGAGAGGCGGAGAACUACAGAAUCCGGGUAUCUGGAUAUUCGGGAAAUUCAUCUGAUGGACUCACCUACCACAAUGACCAGCCUUUCACAACCAAAGACCGCGACAACGAUGCGAAAAGUUCCAACAACUGCGCCGUGGAGUACCACGGUGCUUGGUGGUACAAGGCCUGCCACGACUCCAACCUCAACGGCAAAUGGGGAAGUCAGGAAUACGGCGAGGGCUUGGUAUGGGGCACCACCACCGGCGAUUACGAUUCGGCGACUUUUUCUGAAAUGAAGAUUCGACCCCUUGAUUGAGACGGAACUCGUCAGACACGCCGUGAUGACCAUGUUUCUUUUCUGGACGCUCAAAAGAAUAUCUUAGAAAAAUACGGAUAAAAAGGGUUCAUUAAUUAAAAUUAAAAUGUAUUCCCCUG